Entelurus aequoreus (snake pipefish) is the source of this 3377-nucleotide messenger RNA. It is a transcript of the gene adra1aa, whose product is annotated as adrenoceptor alpha 1Aa. Gene Ontology annotation, molecular function: alpha1-adrenergic receptor activity. Bases 1799 to 3214 code for a protein of 471 amino acids. Gene Ontology annotation, biological process: adenylate cyclase-activating adrenergic receptor signaling pathway; phospholipase C-activating G protein-coupled receptor signaling pathway; cell-cell signaling. The transcript is spliced from 3 exons. NCBI's taxonomy places the organism in Eukaryota, Metazoa, Chordata, Actinopteri, Syngnathiformes, Syngnathidae. Gene Ontology annotation, cellular component: membrane. The record is from RefSeq and is a predicted model, not a curated record.
GUUGAUGGUGGAUGGAGGAGAGCGAGAGGAGUGUUCGUGAAGUGGUCAUUGUUGAGGAGCACCCUCUCGGCUGGCGAAGCUUCCUCGGUGAUGAGUGCAUGUGUUUCCCGGUGGGCACAGAUAUGUGACAACCACAAUAAAUAAAAAAAAGGUUCUGGAUGCUGCACACUGCCUGCCUGCUGUAUUCACACUGCAAUCAAGAGCAGGGAUCUGGAAUAGGACUACGCACACCGACCAUCGUGUCAUGGACUUGAAUUGUGUCUCUCUGGAAUAACACUCUCCGUCUCUUACAUGGGGGUCACCCGUGCUAAGGGUCCUUCCAAGUGGGCACUCUUGUGUCCAUUUUCUGACACCACAAAACUCUUGUAGUACCUUCAACCAGGAUUUACACCCAGGUUUACUGGAUCAAAAACCUAGUACACUGACCAAAAGCAAGGCUCAUUGGACUCUUAUUGCACUGGAAACAUCUUUCCAAAGAGUCCCUCCAGCUAGGCACCCAACAGAUGGCUUUGUGUUUAACCGUCCCUUUCCUGACACCAAUUACCAAAUAACUCAGAGUAGUACUUUGACGCAGCUUUAAAACCAGUUUUACUGGAUUUAAAAACCCUGCGCACUGACCAAAAACCAGGCUCAUGGGAGUCUUAUCGCACUGGAAUUAUCCGUCCUAAGAGUCCCUCCAACUAGGCACCCAACAGAUGGCCUUGUGUUUAACUAUCCCACUUCUGACACCAAUUAUCAAAUAACUCAGAGUAGACCUUCAAUGCAGAUUUGAACCCAGGUUUAUUUGGUUGAGAAAGCUGUGCACUAACCAUGAGUCAGGCUAUUUGUGGGUUUAAUAGUGUCCUAAGAAUCCUUCCAACUGGGCACUCUACAGAAGGCUUCCCUUCUCUCUUCCGACACCAAUUUGCACAUAACUCUGAGGAGUAGUACCUUUAAACUAGAUAUAAACCCAAGUGCAUUGGGUUGACAAAGCUGUACACUAACCAAAAGUCAGGCUCUUUGGGAGUCUUAUAAUCAGGGUUCUUCAGGUGGAAGGCUAAUGUCACUCAUAGGCGUCCCAUUCCAAUCAUUAAUCUUCAAGGUCUCUUGCACCUAUCCCAAGGGUCUCCUUAAAGGAGCAUGUCACUUUGUUCACCAUUUACCACAGAAUUCUGAGGAGUACCUCAGAAAAAACCUGCAUGUGGACCAAGGUUAAUUGGGUUUAAAAACAUGUUUAGUGUCCACGACAACCAAAGAGUCAGGCUCUUUGACUUGGUAGUAAGAUCGGACGCAUGGCACGGCUGCUCGGUCACACAAACUCCCCUGUCCAGUAUCAGGCCCAUGUUGCUCACAGGUGUGCCAGUGCGCCAAUCAGCUAUCCCAAGCAUCCUUCCAAAUGGAUUAUCCCACUUCUGACACCAUUUCUCAUGAAACUCUAAAAUCUCAGAUUUUAGACCCAUGCAAAUAUGUUUAUGUGUGCACCUAUUUACCAGCAGUGUGAUGUCGUUUUAGAGAAAAUAUGCAGAAAACAAGCCACUUUCCAACAUGAAUUGUCAAAAUAUACCUCUGUAAGGUCAUCAUUAUAUUUUCUCAGUGUGUUGCUGCAUGCAUCCUGCAGCUGUAUUUGACGCAUGGUCAUUAUAAUGGUUCAUUUAGUAAAGCACCAUCUUUCAAAUUAUGUUAUGAUCAGGAUGACUAAAUGUGUUCAUUACCUUAAUGGCUUUUAUGACAAUGUCUAAACAUCCCCUAUGGUGAAACAUAAACUAUAAGGUGUGCACACCACAGGACAGAGUCCAGCAUCAUUGUGGUACAGGCACAGAUGGUCCCUUUGCUUCACAAUAUGACGCUAGCUCCUCUGACUCAAAACUGCUCCAACUGCAGCCAAGUGUUGGCCGCAGAGUUCAGCGUGACUAAGGCUGUGCUUCUGGGUCUGGUGUUGGGAGUCUUCAUUGCAUUCGGAAUAGUUGGAAACAUCCUGGUUAUCCUCUCAGUAGUUUGCCACAGACACCUGCGGACAGUGACUCAUUAUUUCAUCGUAAAUUUAGCAGUCGCAGACUUGCUACUGAGCUCCACGGUGCUACCCUUCUCCGCCAUAUUCGAGAUCCUGGACCGGUGGGUUUUUGGCCGAGCCUUUUGUAAUGUUUGGGCAGCUGUAGAUGUGCUCUGCUGCACCGCCUCAAUCAUGAGCCUAUGUGUGAUCUCUGUGGACCGCUACAUUGGGGUCAGUUACCCCCUGCGUUAUCCAGCUAUAAUGACAAAGCACAGAGCCCUACUGGCUGUCAUGCUGCUGUGGGUGCUGUCUGUCAUCAUAUCCAUCGGACCACUCUUUGGCUGGAAAGAGCCGGCGCCGGAGGACGAUUCCAUCUGCAAGAUCACAGAGGAGCCGGGCUAUGCCAUCUUCUCUGCAGUGGGCUCCUUCUACCUCCCCCUUGCCAUUAUUCUGUCUAUGUACUGUCGGGUGUACGUGGUGGCCCGCAGAGAGAGCCAGGGCCUGAAGGAGGGCCACAAGACAGAGAAGUCAGAUUCAGAAUUUGUGAUACUACGGAUCCAUAGAGGCAACACAACUGUGAGCGAGGAUGAGGCACUUCGCAGCCGCACACAUUUUGCCCUUCGUUUGCGGAGGUUCUCUCGGGAGAAGAAGGCUGCUAAGACCUUGGGCAUCGUUGUAGGCUGCUUCGUGCUGUGCUGGCUGCCUUUCUUCCUGGUCCUUCCCAUCAGCUCCAUAUUCCCCGCUUACAGACCACCAGACACAGUGUUCAAGAUCACCUUCUGGUUGGGCUACUUCAACAGCUGCAUCAACCCCAUCAUCUACCCAUGCUCCAACCAAGAGUUCAAGAAGGCCUUCCAGAGUUUACUGGCAGUUAAAUGUCUGAGAGGCACUCCCCGACAGCAUCAUCAUCAUCAUCUAGGCCUGAAUCCAACACCAAGCCACAACCAGUGCCUGACUCUGAACCUUGCCGACGGGGGCGCAUCCUGUCGGCUCAGCCCCUCCUCCCCAGUCGCCCUUUCCAGAACCCCGUCCUCCCGGGACAGUAGGGAGUGGAGGGUUUUAUCGGACGGUCCCACCGGGGGAAAAGUGGCCAAGCUGUGCAGUAAAAGUGUCCGGCGGACCUGCUGCUGCAUCCGCAGUGGUGGGAGGCCCUCACAGGAGGAAAACUUUGCCCCGGCCCCUCCAGUCCUUCCCACCAUUAAAAUCCAUCAACUGUCCUUGUCGGAUAAAGGGGAGCCUGUAUAAGCACUGUAGUCCAUCAGGCAUGACUUUAAAAGGUCAUGUCAUACACACGUGUUAUAUAUUACUGUUUAAUUGCAUGAUGAAUAAUGUAAGGCACCACACUUCUAUGUCACAUGACAACACAUGUGUAUUCAGUUUCUAUCCCCAUGGUAUGAAAAACUAAAAA